UUUCGCGUUGGCGUGCUGUUGCGGGCCAAAAAUGGUUUGAGAAAGUCGCGAGAAUACAACGAACUUCAUUACAUGCACAUAAAGUUUCUCACUUCGGUAUCAUGUGAAUAAUAAAAGCGCUUGCAGUUAUGUGACUCUAAGAUAAAAUGUUGCAGCUUUUAAUUUUGCUGAUGUCAGUUCUAAUCACGACGUCGGGUUCCAAGUGCCCCGCUAUGUGCACUUGUAAGCAUUUACCGCGCGAAACUGUGUCGACAAAUUAUCUUUAUUAUAUCUCUGCGAGGUGCAACGGGUUUAACUCGAGCGAGAGGCUUAGUAACGUAACCCGAGAACUUAAAGUGUUUAAUCUAGAUGAAACUAGUGUUAAUGAAUUAUUUCGAACAUUGUCGGUAAACGACUUACGUGAGUUAAGAACUCUUGUGAUCACACAUAGUGUUGUAAAUAGUAUUAAUGUCGCUUUAAGAGAUAUUCGGUCCUUAACUUUAUCGCACAAUAAUUUAACCAAGAUACCACAGAUUAGUGAACGUAUGAAUCUCACAUUAUUGGACUUGUCAAGUAAUAAUCUGACUGAGCUGUCAUUUAUUAACUUAACAGCAAGCAUAAGUGCUCUGGAAUCUCUAAAUCUCAACAACAAUUUUAUAAGAAAAGUAAAUAAUGACACUUUAUCUAAUUUCCGAUUACUAAAAGUUCUGGAUAUUUCCCAAAAUCAACUCUACACAUUAAAUGAUAAUUCAUUCAGAGCCCUAGAAAAUCUGCAAUUUUUAAACUUAAGCUACAACAAGCUUCAAGUUUUACAAAGGGCUUAUUUUUCCAGCUUAAACAACCUGCAGCAGCUGGACGUGUCCUGGAAUAAUUUAGCCCGCGUGGCCUUAGGCAGUUUGCAAUUACCAAGUUUGUCACGCUUACUGCUUGCUGGCAAUUCCCAGCUCGGAGACUCGUAUGAACUUUUACUCGGAAUAGGGCAAAGAGUACAAAUCGUGGAUGUAUCAAAGACUGGACUUAAAAAAAUUCCCGCUGCUAUAACACACUCGAUUAAGUCUCUAAAGCUAUUGAACAACACCAUUAAAACAUUAAGCCGUGGAGAGCUAGAUGAUUACCCAUUGUUACAAUAUCUAGACUUAAGUUCAAAUGACAUUGUUUCUCUGGAAGAUGAUGCUAUGGGCAGGCUAGAGUUUUUGUCAAAUAUACAUCUUACUAAUAACAAAAUUGUUUUUAUUCCACGAAGUUUACCUGAAAGUCUACGUGAAUUGCACUUAGGGCAUAAUAAUAUUGUAAAUGUGUUGCGAUUUGACUUAAAGAAUUUACCGAAAUUGGAAGUGUUAAUAUUAAAUGACAAUAAAAUUAUUACCAUAGAGUCAGAUUCUUUUACGAUGCUGAAAUCUCUUAUAACAUUGGACCUGUCAGGAAAUUCCAUUAAGUCUCUUUACCCCGGAAGCUUUCCAGAGCCCUCAUCUUUACAGAUUCUAAGACUGAGUGGUAUUGACACAGUGUCUCCGGCCACAGACGUGUCAUUUCCUUUUUCAUCCACGGAUAAUUUAAUAAGCUUGGAUUUGUCAAAUAGUCCCGGGUUAGCGCGGCAAUUUAUAGAGGAUACGGCUGCCUUAGCAUCAUCUAGAGAACUACAAGAACUAGAUAUUUCAGGAGCUGACCUUAAACAUAUUCGAUCUGAUUUAUUGCAUUUUUUGCCGCAGUUAAGAGUACUCCAUUUAAAGGAUAACCGGCUAAAUUGCACCGAUCUCGAAUGGUUGGCUCUAUGGAUGAGACGACAAGUUCAAGCGGAGCAUAAAUAUAUUACGUGUGCCAGUCCCCCUGAGCUUUGGGGCAUGUCAUUACUAGAUUUAGAAUCUCCUAGUGUAACGACAAUAAAUACUGUUAAGUCUGAACAGAUUCAAAUUGACAGUAAAACGCAAAAUUUUGAUUUGAAAAAUUCUUCACUAAUUUUUAGUAAAACAGAAAAUAGCAGUUUUAUAAAUAACUAUUUCUUUGAUAAAAACUUUAGUUUUAAGAGAAAUACAUCUCUUUAUAAUGAAUCAAACAGAAAAGGCAACAAGACAGUACACUCAAUUUUGUUGAAAAGGAAACAGUCUCCUGUGAGUUCUAUUAUUAACGAUGGAGGGAAAACGCAUGGAAAAAGUAUUGGGAUAUCAAAUAUGCAGCAAGAAAAAACGCAAGAUUACACUACUAGCGAUGGAGACGGGAGCCUUCUUAGCAAAGAAGGUAUGAGAAGUGACAGAAACUUGUUAGUGCCGAGACAAAACGAAACAUCUAAGCAAAUCCUUAUUAAAAGCCCGAUCCCAGUACGGACGCCACACGAAAGGAAAUUCAAUGACACAUUUGGUUUAACAGAACCCGACAAUAGCGGGAAAGAGAUGCAGAUUUUGGGAGCAGUUAAUUUGACAGAUAACGUUUCAGAGUGGAAUGUUUCAACGGUUAAGACUUCAAUGAUUAAGAACUCUUACGAAUCUACAAAUUUCCUACAUCCAGGAAUGUUGAUAGUAGCAGCAGGACUUUUAGGGGGUACCAUCAUUAUAUUUGUAUUACUGAUGCGCCUCAACAAAAAACGAUUUCUGAAUACACACGAUCCAGAAGUUAUUCCUGUGACAAGCAUUGCUAGUGUAAGUGAUCUUUGGUAAUACAAGAUAUCUUGAAGAGCCCGAGACUUCAUUGACAUUAAAUAUGUAAAUAUUAGUAUAGUAAUUUUUAUCUUCAGUGAAAUCAAUAUCAUGGAUAUUUUGAUAUAAGCUAACAAAAAACAAGA
Anthonomus grandis grandis is the source of this 2755-nucleotide messenger RNA. RefSeq names its product podocan-like. The record is from RefSeq and is a predicted model, not a curated record. Lineage: Eukaryota; Metazoa; Arthropoda; Insecta; Coleoptera; Curculionidae. Bases 147 to 2630 code for a protein of 827 amino acids. The transcript is spliced from 3 exons. Gene Ontology annotation, molecular function: protein binding.